AUGGACGACAACUUUAUCCCCACCAGUUGGCUGACGCUGACCAUCACCAACAAGACUCGCCAUAUUGCCGAUGACGGGACACUCGACGUCGCGAUUUCCGGUCAGCGAGGCGCAUAUCUAAUCGAGCUCUUGCCGGAGGAUAGCACUGCACCCUGGGGCACCAUGGACGAUGACAUCUGCUUCAACAUCCAGCUUCCUUGUCAAGUUGACGUCAAGUGCCACUUAUCGAUCAACGCGAGUGAAGACAAAGGAGGCAUUGUCAAUUUGGUUAUGGUUGUCGAGAAAUGGAGGAUAGUCAAGUCCCCGUCGCCGGAUUUCUUGCUCUCUAGAGAUAAUGGUAACCAACGAUGUAACGAUGUGCAAAAUUAG
Linnemannia hyalina is the source of this 369-nucleotide messenger RNA. The record is from the annotation of a GenBank genome assembly. NCBI's taxonomy places the organism in Eukaryota, Fungi, Mortierellomycota, Mortierellomycetes, Mortierellales, Mortierellaceae.